UAACUUUGACAUAUUGAGUAUAAAUACGUUUUUUUUAUUGUAAAAUUUAUUGUAAUAUAUUGUAAAGUCCAUUCCUAAGACAACGAUCACACUGCCUGAAUGGGUGGUUGGGUGAGUCAUCUCUGGUGGGGCGGUGAUCCUGACAACGUGAACAAAACAUCAGGGUUAACCAGACGAGACGUGCAUGCAGUGCAGAAAUCUUGGGCAGUAGCAAACGCCAAUCCUGUAGCUACUGGGACUGAAUUGUUAAAAAGAUUAUUCCGUGCAUAUCCAGAGACGAAGGAAUUCUUCAAAAUGAUACGUAAUUUACCUGAAGAUCAAUACAGUCAGAAUCAUCAGUUUAAAGCGCACGUUAUCAAUCUCAUGUCGUCGAUUAGCUUAGCAGUUGAGAACCUCAAUCAGCCAGAAGUUGUCGCCGCAAUGAUGAACAAGCUAGGAGAGUCGCACGGGAAACGAAAAAUACAAGAACAACAUUUCCAUGAUCUAAAGGGCGUUAUAGUAAAAAUGUUCAUCGAAGUUUUAAAACUAGAUGACAAGACAUUAGGAGCCUGGGGGAAGACUGUUGAUUUCUGGUAUAAACAUAUCUUCGAAACAUUAAAAGGAGAUGAGACAAAUUAACGCGUCAAUAAGGUACUAUAAGACCAUAAUAAUAGUAUUAUUUUACUCAGACAUAACAAGCAUAAAACUUAUAUUUCUUUAAAAGACAUUUGUGUUACAAUACACACUGAAACGCCUUAAUAGUUAACAGCCUUACUUAUAAACGAUCUUCAGCAGACGAUUAGCUUAAACAAUACUUUGUCUUCUUCUUUUGAACGUCAAAUCAAUGUUGACAGAAAGAGAGGAAUCACAGUAUUUGACUAAACUGCUAAGCAACGUUUGUAAAAAAUAAAGACAAAAUGUAAUUAAUAUGCAGUUUUUGCUCCGUGCUUUGUUAUUUUCUAAGAACAAUCUCGAAGCUCACCGCAGAGCACAUUUGCUAACAUCAGAAUGUACUGUGCGACAUUGAUUUUAUUUAUAAUUACAAUCAAAUUUAAAGGAUACACGUGUCAAAAUAUCAUGUCACCAUAAGCCGCUUUUCAAAAUUUUACGAAUGAAAUACGAAGUGAGUUCUUAUAGAAAUUUAAGUAUAUUUUAGUAAUAAUUUACAGUUAUUUUAAGCGCUUAAAAUAACGGUAAAUUAUUAUUGACUAACGUAAAUUUAGUUAUAAAAACUGUUUCGAUGACUUUUGAUAUUAUUAUGUAUAUAUAGUUAGUAUUUAACUAUUUUAAUAAUAUUUUAAAACGAGUUUUUAUAUGUCCAAAGAUUAUAAUAAUGUAGAAUUAUUUAGUAAAUUGUUAAUGUUGUGUUAUUUCAAUUUAUUGUUACUUAAAUAUUAAUUAUGAUAUUUUUAUAAUCAUAUUUGAUUGUAUAUUACAAUGUUCUGUUAUAUAAUAAAA
Messenger RNA from Nymphalis io (European peacock), 1437 nucleotides. RefSeq names its product cytoglobin-1-like. Gene Ontology annotation, biological process: oxygen transport. The record is from RefSeq and is a predicted model, not a curated record. Gene Ontology annotation, molecular function: heme binding; oxygen binding. The coding region runs from base 100 to 618 and encodes 172 amino acids. Lineage: Eukaryota; Metazoa; Arthropoda; Insecta; Lepidoptera; Nymphalidae. Gene Ontology annotation, cellular component: extracellular region; hemoglobin complex. The transcript is spliced from 4 exons.